Messenger RNA from Eimeria mitis, 378 nucleotides. RefSeq lists its product as uncharacterized. The transcript has a single exon. Bases 1 to 378 code for a protein of 125 amino acids. The record is from RefSeq and is a predicted model, not a curated record. NCBI's taxonomy places the organism in Eukaryota, Apicomplexa, Conoidasida, Eucoccidiorida, Eimeriidae.
AUGAGCAGGAGAUACAACAGGGGAGGCCUCUCUGAGGCCUCUGGGGGCACCUGGGAAGAGGAGAGGCCCCGCGGACGCGAUGUAGCAUUGAGGGACGGCGCGAGACGCACGGUGUUGGUGAUGGGCCCUGGGGCCCGCAGGGGGGCCCACAUGGGCUCGCCGGGGGCGGUAGAGACAUCCCCAGGAUUUCAGGAGAGGCCGCAUGGGAACUCCCCGGUGUUGACGGCCCGGCAGGGCCCCCCCCCUCCCACCGAUUCAGGGGCCCCUGGGGCCUCCGGGGGCCCUGGGGGCCCUGGGAGCACGAGAAAGCUUCCUUUCAUGGCACUUAGCGACAUCAUACGGCAGCAAAACAUCAAAGGAAAAGUGAGUCUGGUGUGA